AGGGUUUCCGGUUCAUUCCGGAAGUGACGCACGAAAGUAAAUAAUGCGCUUUUUACGGUAUUUAAUAAUGGUGAAAAGUGCAUAAAAUCCUUGACUUUUAAGACACGUUUCAGUUCUACAGCGUAGAGUGUGGACAUAAAAUAGCCCUCACAGCAGCCCAACAAUGUUCACAGACAUGGAUUACGAGCUGGAAGAAGACAAGCUUGGGAUACCAACCGUCCCAGGAACUGUGAGCCUCCAGAAAGAUGGAAACAACCUCAUUGGAAUAAGCAUUGGGGGAGGGGCACAGUACUGCCCGUGUCUCUAUAUUGUGCAGGUCUUUGAUAACACUCCGGCUGCUUUGGAGGGCACACUGGCUGCAGGCGAUGAAAUUACAGGUGUAAAUGGCAAACCAGUGAAAGGAAAGACAAAAGUGGAGGUAGCCAAGAUGAUUCAAGCUGUCCAGGGGGAAGCAGUUAUUCAUUAUAAUAAAUUGCAAGCGGAUCCAAAGCAAGGGAAAUCUCUGGAUAUAGUUCUGAAAAAAGUAAAGCAUCGUCUUGUUGAGAAUAUGAGCUCUGGUACAGCAGACGCCCUCGGACUUAGUAGAGCUAUUUUGUGCAACGAUGGUUUGGUGAAAAGACUAGAAGAACUAGAAAAGACAGCUGAACUCUACAAAGGGCUUAUGGAGCACACAAAGAGACUGCUGAGAGCUUUUUUUGAGCUUUCUCAAACUCAUAGAGCGUUUGGUGACGUCUUCUCUGUCAUCGGUGUUCGAGAGCCACAGGCAGCAGCCAGUGAGGCAUUUGUAAAGUUUGCAGAUGCUCACCGUAGCAUUGAAAAGUCGGGUAUUCAACUUCUAAAGACCAUCAAACCUAUGCUCCACGACCUCAACACAUACCUUCACAAAGCCAUCCCAGACACAAAGCUUACGAUCAGAAAGUACCUAGAUGUGAAGUUUGAAUAUUUGUCUUAUUGUCUGAAGGUCAAAGAAAUGGAUGAUGAAGAAUAUAGCAGCAUAGCCCUGGGUGAACCUUUGUACAGAGUUAGCACCGGCAACUACGAGUACCGUUUGAUUCUCAGAUGUCGCCAAGAAGCCCGUGCCCGCUUUGCAAAAAUGAGGAAAGAUGUUUUGGAGAAAAUAGAGCUGCUUGAUCAGAAACAUGUCCAGGACAUCGUGUUCCAGCUGCAGCGCUUCGUUUCGAGCAUGUCCCACUACUACGACGAGUGUUACGCAGAACUGAAGGAGGCGGACGUGUUCCCCAUUGAGGUGGAUCUGUCCCGUACCAUGUUGAACUACAGCAGUCAGUCCCUCUCCUACACAGACGAGGAUGACGAGGAGCAGGGGGGCGGCGGCGGCGGUGAACAGGAGCAAGGAACGAGCGCAGUCCAACAGGCGGAGAACGGUGCGGAGAAGCUGAUUGAUGACGACUAAGUGUGGGGUUAAAAUCGACCAGUUUUCACUUUUUAAAUUGGC
Messenger RNA from Periophthalmus magnuspinnatus, 1453 nucleotides. RefSeq names its product protein interacting with prkca 1 (gene pick1). Gene Ontology annotation, biological process: regulation of Arp2/3 complex-mediated actin nucleation; receptor clustering; intracellular protein transport. The coding region runs from base 164 to 1411 and encodes 415 amino acids. Gene Ontology annotation, molecular function: protein kinase C binding; protein domain specific binding; phospholipid binding. Gene Ontology annotation, cellular component: neuron projection; synaptic vesicle; postsynaptic density. The transcript has 13 exons. The record is from RefSeq and is a predicted model, not a curated record. NCBI's taxonomy places the organism in Eukaryota, Metazoa, Chordata, Actinopteri, Gobiiformes, Gobiidae.